Molecule: messenger RNA, 1534 nt
Organism: Aphidius gifuensis
Lineage: Eukaryota; Metazoa; Arthropoda; Insecta; Hymenoptera; Braconidae
Exons: 6
Coding region: 471-1016 (181 amino acids)
Source: RefSeq, a predicted model, not a curated record
AACUAGCCUCAGUUGUUCGCGCACCCUCAAAUAGAGAGGGUUGAAUAUUUCAAUUUUUUAAUAAAACACACUUAAAAGUUUUACCUGCUGACUCGGUUUCGGUACACGCGACACGCAUUCACAAAAUAUAUAUCGAGUGAUUAUUUUUUAAUUAUCAAAAAAUACAAAAUUUAUUAUUUGAUUUUAUUUUUAACAAUUAAUUAUGUUGGUUUUAUAAAACUGUACGUCAUUAUUUUUUAUAAUUAAGUAUUUUUAUUUAUCGUUGGAAGAGAGGUCAUGCUGAGGUUGUCGACUUUUUGCGGCUUUUCAGGUUGAGAAAAAUAUUGUAAAAUGUGAAAUAACGAAAUCAUCGAGUAAUCAAGAAACAAGAAAAAGAAACGUAAUAAUUUUUCGAAAUCACGAACACGUGGAGAGACGUAAAGCAGGCGCUCGGCCUGCUGUGCGUGAGGACAUUCACCGACGGUGGAACAAUGCUGGAGGCACCACCCGGCAGUCGAGAAGACCUGGUCGAGGCAGCAAGAACACCCUGUUCACCCACAGAUUUGGACACAAUGCUAUACGGCUACAGCAAUGACAUAUACGUACUGGAUCAUACGCCCGAGUCCAUGCCAGACAUGGAUAUGCUUCAACUUUUUGUAUCACCAGCUGGUCGUGCACUUGUUACUGGUGAUAAUCAUAAUCGUCGACGUAAUCAAACAACGACGUCAUCAUUGAUACGUGAAUUACCAAUAUCAAGAACGAAAAAUACAAGAAGAAUAAUUAUUGAACAAACAAAUAGUAAUAAUCCAAGUCCACCACCGAGACAACGUAAAUCAAGUACUGAACUUUACAAAGAAGCUGUUGAAAUACUUGGUCUCACUUGCUCACUCAAUGACAGCUGUCGAUGCAUGGACUGUCAGAGUAAUUAUUUUGACUUUGAGGAGGAUUGUGGUGAUUCAAGACCUGAAUUAGCAGCAGGUACACCACUGUUAUUGGAUCAUGCUUUGACCCAUCCACUGACUUGCUCUAUACAGUAGUAAAAGCCAUCGACACGCACAUAGAGACACACAUCACAACCCCUUCAAGUGUCUCAAUCGAUCUGUCAGCGGUUUCUCCGCGGGUGCGGACGUGCCACCUCUGCCAAUCUUGCCUUCAAGACUCAACUGUGGAAAUAAUCUCUUUGUGUGAAUUUUCUCUCUUUAUCUCUCUCUCUCUCUCUGCUUUUCAUCACAUUCCAUCUCAUUUCAUCUUUAACUAUGUAUCCCCUUUUAUCUUUUCGUUAUCUUUCUCUUUUUUUAUUUAUCUUUCUAACCCUCUUUUCUCCUUUUCAUCGCCUCCUUCAGCUUCACAUCUUAGCUCAGAACGUGCGUUGACAACGAAUACGACGAACAAGACGAGUCUUGGAAAAAUAAAUCCAGAAAAUAUAUAUAUAUAUUAAGUAAAAAAAACAGUAAAAAAUCAAGGUGAUUUUCGUAAGCACGGAGAUGAAAAUAAGAAGAUAAAAAAUACAUAAAAAAAAAAAAACUUAAACGAAAGUAGAAAAAUCGAGGACACG